CCGGCGCUGCAGCACCGCGGCUCCGCGGCCAGCGCGCACCCCCGCCCGCCUCCUCCCGAAGAGGGACGCAGGCCGGGAGGGGAAAGGGGGAGGAGGCGGUGGCGACGGCGGCGGCGGCGGCGGCGGCGGCAGGAGCGCGCUUCUCCCGGAUCUGCCAAGCCAGGGGGCAAGGACGCUGCUGCUCCGCGUCGUUCUCGCCCCGCGCCGCCUCGCCGUCUCUUCUCGCUAUGUCCCAGAGCAGGCAUCGCAUGGCGGCGGCCCCGCCGCCGGAGCGCGAAGACGGCGAGACGUUCAGUUCGGGCAAGAUGAUUACAGCUAAGCCAGGGAAAACCCCGAUUCAAGUCUUACACGAAUAUGGCAUGAAGACCAAGAACAUCCCGGUUUAUGAGUGCGAACGGUCCGAUGUGCAGAUACACGUGCCCACAUUCACCUUCAGAGUCACCGUGGGUGACAUAACUUGCACAGGUGAAGGUACAAGUAAGAAGUUAGCGAAACAUAGAGCUGCAGAGGCUGCCAUAAACAUUUUGAAAGCCAGUGCAAGUAUUUGUUUUGCAGCUCCUGAUCCCUUAAUGCCUGACCCUUCCAAGCAACCCAAGAACCAGCUUAAUCCUAUUGGGUCAUUACAGGAAUUGGCUAUUCAUCAUGGUUGGAGGCUUCCUGAAUAUACACUUUCCCAGGAGGGAGGACCUGCUCAUAAGAGGGAAUAUACCACAAUUUGCAGGCUAGAGUCAUAUAUGGAAACUGGAAAGGGGGCGUCGAAAAAGCAAGCCAAGAGGAAUGCUGCUGAGAAAUUCCUUGCUAAAUUCAGUACUAUUUCUCCAGAGAAUCACUUUCCUUUAACAAAUGUAGUUGGACAUUCUUUAGGAUGUACUUGGCAUUCCUUGAGGAAUUCUCCUGGUGAAAAGAUCAACUUACUGAAAAGAAGUCUCCUCAGUAUUCCAAAUACAGAUUACAUCCAGCUUCUUAGUGAAAUCGCCAAGGAACAAGGUUUUAACAUCACAUAUUUGGAUAUAGAAGAACUGAGUGCCAACGGACAGUAUCAGUGUCUCGCUGAACUAUCCACCAGUCCCAUCACAGUCUGUCAUGGCUCGGGGAUCUCCUGUGGCAAUGCACAGAGUGAUGCAGCUCACAAUGCUUUGCAAUAUUUAAAGAUAAUAGCAGAGAGAAAGUAAUUGGGGAGCGACAUGGAAAACCUGUCAGUAGCCUGUAGCAAGCUCCCCUUUUGGCUCUUCUCCAGAAAAACACUACAUGUUUCCAUCUGUAUAUUGUUGCUAAGUCUCUUUGUAGAGUUCAUCCACACACCACAUUGGAAUUAUCGCAUAGUGGUUGUUAAGCUUUUAAUUUAUAUAAAAAAAAAUGGCUCAACUUUGUACUGGUAUACUGUAUUUAUAAACUUUGUACCACAGAGUGUAGCAGCCAUUCUACAAUGCCAUGUACAUAGAAGAAAGAAACUGCAUGUUCAGUGUUGAUGAUGAAGA
This is a messenger RNA of Sorex araneus (European shrew), 1478 nucleotides long. It is a transcript of the gene PRKRA, whose product is annotated as protein activator of interferon induced protein kinase EIF2AK2. The record is from RefSeq and is a predicted model, not a curated record. NCBI's taxonomy places the organism in Eukaryota, Metazoa, Chordata, Mammalia, Eulipotyphla, Soricidae. The transcript is spliced from 8 exons. Bases 228 to 1172 code for a protein of 314 amino acids.